GCCCCGGGCUCGCCCAUGAGGCCUCUGCCGAGCGGGAGGAGGAAGACCCGAGGCAUCUCCCUAGGACUCUUCGCCCUCUGCCUGGCCGCAGCCCGCUGUCUGCAGAGUCAGGGCGUGUCCCUGUACAUUCCUCAGGCCACCAUCAAUGCCACCGUCAAAGAAGACAUCCUGCUCUCAGUUGAGUACUCCUGUCACGGAGUGCCCACCAUUGAAUGGACGUAUUCGUCCAACUGGGGAACGCAGAAGAUCGUGGAGUGGAAACCAGGGACUCAGGCCAACAUCUCCCAAAGCCACAAGGACAGAGUCUGCACCUUCGACAACGGCUCCAUCCAGCUCUUCAGUGUGGGAGUGAGGGAUUCCGGCUACUAUGUCAUCACCGUGACGGAACGCCUGGGGAGCAGCCAGUUUGGCACCAUCGUGCUGCACGUCUCUGAGAUCCUCUAUGAAGAUCUGCACUUUGUCGCUGUCAUCCUUGCUUUUCUCGCUGCUGUGGCCGCAGUGUUAAUCAGCCUCAUGUGGGUUUGUAAUAAGUGUGCAUAUAAAUUUCAGAGGAAGAGAAGACACAAACUCAAAGAAAGCACAACUGAGGAGAUUGAGCUGGAAGAUGUUGAGUGUUAGCCAAGGCUGGGCCGAACUGCAUUCCUACCUCAAGAGGAAACCAUUCUCCAACAAAAAGAGCAAGCACAGCUAUUAUACCCAUUGUGUGUGGUCCUGUUGCAGCCCGCUCCUGACAGGACAGCAGGAGAUUAACAACAUUGACUGCAUGGAGUUGAGGACUGUGGAUGGACAAAGCUAGUUUUAGGACUCACGCCAAGUUCAAGGAGAAGAGCGAUUGAGGCCUUGAACCAGGAGCUUUGCUUGGCUGCAGCGUCACAGCUGUGCUGACCCAUAACCAAUGGGCGAGUGCACGCGUUGGCUGCUUGCUCACGACACUCACUCUGGCGUGCAGGAUGGCCUGUUGUCAGAGUCCCUGUAUCAGAGGCCAGAGGAUUCCCAGAUGGGUGUGCAGCCAGCAUUAGAACAUGCUUUCUGU
Molecule: messenger RNA, 1033 nt
Organism: Mandrillus leucophaeus (drill)
Lineage: Eukaryota; Metazoa; Chordata; Mammalia; Primates; Cercopithecidae
Gene: VSTM5
Product: V-set and transmembrane domain containing 5
Exons: 4
Coding region: 16-618 (200 amino acids)
Biological process (GO): filopodium assembly; positive regulation of excitatory synapse assembly
Cellular component (GO): axon; plasma membrane; dendrite
Source: RefSeq, a predicted model, not a curated record